GGUUGGAAAGCGGGUCCUCGUCCUGCAGCGUUCGAACGUGGAGAGAGUGAGUGAGAGAGAGAGAGAAAGAGCAAGGGAAAGCGGUUUGGCGGUUUCACCCAGGAGUUUACAGAGGAGGGCUGGGCCGGAGCGUGUUUGUGUGGGAGACGCAGACAGUGGCUUUGCUGCGCUAACAGCGGAGCAGAAAAGAGUUUGUGCAGAAGACUUGAAGAAGAAAAGAGGACGGGAAGACAGAAGAAAGGAAAGGAAAGGAAGAAACGCGCUGGCCUUGAUCCGGUCUUUCCCUCUCCCUUCCCUCCAGGCCUGAUCCCUUCCGGAAAAGCGAGGGGGCGCGGGAUCGGGGGCAGAGCCGAGUAGGAGGGUGCGUUCCGAGCUCGAGCAGCAUGGCCCCGUUUGCUUUCACACAUCAGUAGAAAGAGGUCCGAGUUCACGGAGAGCAAGGGGGGGAGGAUUCAGAGCCUCGGACUCCGCUGGAACCGAGGGGAGAGGAGACUCUCUGCUCCGGCGUGGAUUCCUGUUUUUCACCGGCGCGACUGUCUCUCGGCGGGCCCGGGGGUUUGGCGUGCGUUAGGCGGGCAGGACAGGCGCGAGAGUGCAGGGUCCGGGCGACGGCCGGCGGAGCAUGGAGCUGGAGAGACCAGAGCGGGCGGGAGAGCCCUGCCUCUCCCCGGCCGCCUUUAUCAACCAGGCGCAGUACUCCAACAUCCUGGAGGGGCGCUUCAAACAGCUGCAGGACGAACGCGAGGCCGUGCAGAAGAAGACCUUCACCAAGUGGGUGAACUCCCACCUGGCCCGCGUCACCUGCCGCAUCCAGGACCUGUACACAGACCUGCGCGAUGGACGCAUGCUCAUCCGUCUGCUGGAGGUGCUGUCGGGGGAGCAGCUGCCCAGGCCCACUAAGGGCCGCAUGCGCAUCCACUGCCUGGAGAACGUGGACAAGGCCCUGCAGUUCCUCAAGGAGCAGAAGGUGCACCUGGAGAACAUGGGCUCCCACGACAUCGUCGACGGCAACCACCGCCUCACCCUGGGCCUCAUCUGGACCAUCAUCCUGCGCUUCCAGAUCCAGGACAUCAGCGUGGAGACGGAGGACAACAAGGAGAGGAAGUCUGCUAAAGACGCCCUCCUGCUGUGGUGCCAGAUGAAGACUGCUGGGUACCCCAACGUCAACGUCCACAACUUCACCACGAGCUGGCGAGAUGGCCUGGCCUUCAACGCUAUCGUCCACAAACACCGACCCGACGUGAUUGACUUCGACACGCUGAAGAAGUCCAACGCCCACUAUAACCUGCAGAAUGCUUUCAACGUGGCGGAGAAGGAGCUAGGCCUCACCAAACUGCUGGACCCUGAAGAUGUCAACGUCGACCAGCCGGAUGAAAAGUCGAUCAUCACCUAUGUGGCUACGUACUACCACUACUUCUCCAAGAUGAAGGCCCUCGCUGUGGAGGGCAAGAGGAUUGGCAAGGUGCUGGACUACGCCAUUGAGGCGGACCAGCUGAUUGAGAAGUACGAGACGCUGGCCUCUGAGCUGCUGCAGUGGAUCGAGCAGACCAUCCUCACCCUGAACGACCGGCAGCUGGCCAACUCCCUGAGCGGGGUGCAGAACCAGCUGCAGGCCUUCAACACCUACCGCACCGUGGAGAAACCGCCCAAGUUCACUGAGAAGGGGAACCUGGAGGUCCUGCUCUUCACCAUCCAGAGCAAGAUGAGGGCCAACAACCAGAAGGUGUACAUGCCCCGAGAGGGCAAGCUCAUCUCCGACAUCAACAAGGCCUGGGAGCGUCUGGAGAAGGCGGAGCACGAACGGGAGCUGGCCCUGCGUAAUGAGCUCAUUCGACAGGAGAAGCUGGAGAUGCUGGCGGCUCGCUUUGACCGCAAGGCCGCCAUGAGGGAGACGUGGCUGAGCGAGAACCAGCGGCUCGUCUCUCAGGACAACUUCGGCCUGGACCUGGGGGCGGUGGAUGCGGCCACGCGGAAGCACGAGGCCAUCGAGACGGACAUCGUGGCGUACGGCGAGCGCGUGGCGGCCGUGGAGGCGGUGGCCCGGGAGCUGGAGGCGGAGGGAUACCACGACGUCCGGCGGGUGGGGGUGCGGCGGGACAACGUGCUGCGGCUCUGGGAGUACCUGAAGGAGCUGCUGGCCACGCGCCGCGAACGGCUAACCGCCCACCGGGACCUGCAGCGGCUGCUGCAGGAGAUGACCUACAUCAUGGACUGGAUGGGGGACAUGAAGGGCCGGCUGCAGUCCCAGGACAGCGGGAAGCACCUGCACGACGUGGAGGACCUGCUGCAGACCCACACGCUGGUGGAGGCCGACAUCUCCGCCCAGGCCGAGAGGGUCCCGGCCGUGCAGUCUGCUGCACAGCGUUUCACUGACCCGGAGCAGAGCUACAUGCCCUGUGAGCCGGGCCUGGUGAGCGACAGGGUGGCCCUGCUGGGCCAGGCCUACGAGGAGCUGGGCCAGCUGGCGGGGCAGCGGAGGGAGCGCCUGGAGGACUCGCGCCGCCUCUGGCACCUCCUGUGGGAGCUGGGCGAGGAGGCGGCCUGGAUCCGCGAGCAGGAGCAGAUCCUGGCGGGAGGGGACUGCGGCCGCGACCUCACCUCCGCCCUCCACCUGCUCAGCAAGCACGAGGCCUUCUGCGAGGAGAUGGCCGCCCGCUACGCGCCCCUCAGCAACAGCAUCGCCAUCGGGGAGGGCCUGGUGGAGGAGGGGCACUUCGGCGCCCCGGAGAUCAGCGAGAGGGUGGCGGACGUCCGGGCACAGUGGGCACAUCUGGAGGAGACGUCUCAGCAGAGGGAGCAGCGUCUGAGGGAGGCCGUGGCGCUCCACCAGUUCCAGACCGACGCCAACGACAUGGAGGCCUGGAUCCAGGAGGCGCUGCGCAGGGUGUCCAGCGCCGAGGUGGGGCACGACGAGUUCUCCACCCAGACGCUGGCCCGCAAGCAGCGCGAGGUGGAGGAGGAGAUCCAGAGCCACCGCGGCCUCAUCGACUCGCUGCACGAGCAGGCCCUGGCCCUGCCGCCCGACUACGCCCAGUCCCCAGAGGUGGAGGGCCGUCUCCCCGCUAUCGAGCAGCGGUACGAGGAGCUGGUGGCCCUGUCGGCCGCGCGGCGGCAGGCCCUGGAGGGCGCGCUGGCUCUGUACCACAUGUUCAGCGAGGCGGACGCCUGCCAGCUGUGGGUGGAGGAGAAGGAGCAGUGGCUGGACACCAUGGAGAUCCCCAGCAAGCUGGAGGACCUGGAGGUGGUGCAGCAGAGGUUUGAAACACUGGAAACGGAGAUGAAUAACCAUGGCGCUCGCAUCGCUGACGUGAACCAGGUGGCCGAGCAGCUGCUGAGCACUGACCACUGCAGCAAAGACCAGAUCCACCAGACCCAGGACCAGCUCAACGCCAGGUGGAAGGAGUUCCAGGAUUUGGCCAACAAGAGGAAGCACGCCCUGGAAUCUGCGCUCAACUUCCAGAACUACCUCCUGGAGUGCAACGAGAUCCAGAGCUGGAUGAAGGAGAAGACGAAGGUGAUCGAGUCCACCCAGAGCCUGGGCAACGACCUGGCCGGGGUCAUGGCCCUGCAGCGCAAGCUCACCGGCAUGGAGCGUGACCUGGAGGCUAUUCAGGGCAAGCUGGACGACUUGCGUCAGGAGGCCCAGAAGCUGACCGAGGAGCACCCGGACCAGGCGGACGAGGUGCAGGCCCGGCUGGCGGAGAUCCAGGAGGUGUGGGACGAGCUGACGGCCACCAUGAAGCGGCGGGAGGACAGCCUGGGCGAGGCCAGCAAGCUGCAGGGCUUCCUGAGGGACCUGGACGGCUUCCAGUCCUGGCUGUCCCGCACCACCACGGCCGUGGCCUCCGAGGACACGCCCACCUCGCUGGAGGAGGCCGAGAAGCUGCUCAUGCAGCACGAGGCCAUCAAGACCGAGGUGGACAACUACAAGGAGGACUAUGAGAAGAUGCGGGCGGUGGGCGAGGAGGUGACCCAGGGCCAGACGGACGCCCAGCACAUGUUCCUGGCGCAGAGGCUGCAGGCGCUGGACACGGGCUGGCACGAGCUGGGUCGCAUGUGGGAGAACCGCCACAACCUGCUGGUGCAGGCCUGCAACUUCCAGAACUUCCUGCGCGACGCCAAGCAGGCCGAGGGAUUCCUCAACAGCCAGGAGUACAUCCUGUCCCACACCGAGAUGCCCAACAGCCUGCAGGCGGCCGAGGCGGCCAUCAAGAAGCACGAGGACUUCCUCACCACCAUGGAGGCCAGCGAGGACAAGAUCCUGGGCGUGGUGGAGACCGGCCGCCGCCUGGUGAACGAGAACAACGCCAACGCCGACAAGGUCCAGGAGAAGGCCGACUCUAUCCAGGAGAGACACCAGAAGAACAAAGAGGGUGCCAGCGAGCUCCUGGCCAAACUGAAAGACAACCGUGAGCUGCAGAGCUUCCUGCAGGACGGACAGGAGCUGAGCCUGUGGAUCGAUGAGAAGAUGCUGACGGCCCAGGACAUGUCGUACGACGAGGCCAGGAACCUCCACAGCAAGUGGCAGAAACACCAGGCCUUCAUGGCUGAGCUGGCCUCCAACAAAGACUGGCUGGACAAGAUUCGCGAGGAGGGGGAGGCGCUCGUCAGGGAGAAGCCAGAGCUGGAGCCCGUGGUGACGCAGACGCUGGAGGGCCUGAAGAAGCAGUGGGAGGACCUCGAGGCCACCACCAAGACUAAGGCGCAGUGUCUGUUUGACGCCAACAGGGCGGAGCUGUUCACCCAGAGCUGCUCGGCCCUGGACUCCUGGGUGAACAACCUGUCCUCUCAGCUGCACAGCGACGACUACGGCAAGGACCUGACCAGCGUCAACAUCCUGCUCAAGAAGCACCAGAUGCUGGAGCACCAGAUGGAGGUGCGUGAGAAGGAGGUCCAGGCUCUGCAGUCCCAGGCCCUGGCUCUCUCCCAGGAGGACGCCGGGAUGGUGGAGGUGGACGGCCAGCAGAGGAAGAUGGCCGACAGCUUCUCCGACCUCCUGGAUCCCCUCAAGAAGAGGCGGGAUCUCCUCCUGGCCUCCAAGGAGGCGCACCAGUUCAACCGUGACCUGGAGGACGAGAUUCUGUGGGUGAAGGAAAGGAUGCCACUGGCCACCUCCUCUGAUCACGGCAAGGACCUGCCCAGCGUUCAGCUGCUCAUCAAGAAGAACCAGACCCUGCAGAAGGAGAUCCAGGGCCACCAGCCGCGCAUCGAUGACAUCCUGGCGCACGGGCGCUCCAUGGCCCAAGAGGAGGAGACGGACGGGGGUUCCCGGCCGGGGCAGGAGGGCCGGCUGGCGGAGCUGCGGGACUCCUGGGCCCAGCUCAUUGACGAGACGGAGCGGCGACACGGCCGUCUGGUGGACGCCAACCGCGCGCAGCAGUUCUACACCGACGUGGCUGAGGCCGAGGCCUGGAUGGGCGAGCAGGAGCUGCACAUGAUGUCGGAGGAGAAGGCCAAGGAUGAGCAGAGCGCCUUGGCGAUGGUGAAGAAGCACCAGAGUGUGGAGCAGGCCCUGGAGGACUACGCCCAGACCAUCCACCAGCUGGCCAACAGCAGCCGGCUCAUGCUGACCGGAGAGCACCCGGAGAGCGAGCGGAUCACUCUACGGCAAGCCCAGGUGGACAAGCUGUACGCGGGCCUGAAGGACCUGGCGGAGGAGCGCCGGGGGCGUCUGCAGGACAGCCUGCGCCUCACGCAGCUCAAGAGGGAGGUGGACGACCUGGAGCAGUGGAUCUCCGAGAGGGAGGUGGUGGCUGGCUCCCACGAGCAGGGGCAGGACUACGAGCACGUCACGAUGCUGAGGGACAAGUUCCGGGAGUUCGCCCGGGACACGAGCUCGAUCGGGCAGGAGCGCGUGGACGGGGUGAACGCGCUGGCGGACGACCUGAUCGAGUCGGGCCACCCGGAGAACGCCAGCGUGGCGGAGUGGAAGGACGGGCUGAACGACUCGUGGGCGGACCUGCUGGAGCUGAUGGACACGCGCACGCAGAUGCUGGCCGCCUCCUACGAGCUGCACCGCUUCCACCAGGACGCCCGCGAGGUCUUGGGCCGCGUGCGCGAGAAGACCGACGCCCUGCCCGACGAGCUGGGCCGCGACCUCAACUCCGUGCAGCACCUGCACCGCCAGCACACCGCCUACGAGCACGACAUCCAGGCCCUCAGCGGGCAGGUGCGGCAGGUGCAGGAGGACGCGGCGCGGCUGCAGAAGGCCUAUGCCGGGGAGAAGGCAGACGACAUCCAGAAGCACGAGCGCGCCGUGGCGGAGGCCUGGGAGGCCCUGCUGGCCGCCGGACAGUCCCGCCGGCUCCUCCUGCUGGACACGGUGGAGAAGUUCCGCUUCUUCAGCAUGGUGCGCGACCUCAUGCUGUGGAUGGACGGGGUCAAGCUGCAGAUCGAUGCCCACGACAGCCCCAGGGAUGUGUCAUCGGCUGGACUGGUCAUUGCCAACCACCAGGACAUAAAGUCAGAGAUCGAGGCCAGGGACGACAGCUUCACUGCCUGCAACAGCAUGGGCAAAAUGCUCAUCAACAACAACCACUACGCUGCAGACGAGGUCCAGGAAAAGCUGGAUCAGCUGCAGGCCAAAAGGGACCAGAUCAACAAGAAGUGGAAAGACAAGAUGGAGCACCUUCAGAUAAUGCUGGAGGUGCUGCAGUUCGGGCGGGAUGCCUCCCAGGCGGAGUGCUGGCUGGCGGGGCACGAGCCGCUGGUGCGGGCGGCGGAGCUGGGCUCCAACGUGGACGAGGUGGAGAACCUGAUCAAACGGCACGAGGCCUUCGAGAAGAUGGCCGCCGGCUGGGACGAGCGCUUCACCCUGCUGGAGAAACUCACCACGCUGGAGGAGCAGGAGCUCCAGAAGAAGCAGGAGGAAGAGGAGAGGGCGCGGCGACCCCCCACACCCCCGCCGGCUGAGGAGGUGGUACAGUCCGAAGCAGAGAGCCUAGCGCACGAGUCCGCAGCCAGAACCAGCUUGGACCAGACCACUCUGAACCAGUCGGUGUCUGUGAACGGGGUCCACAGCGACCAGGACACCUCGCAGUCAGUGUCUGUGGCCAAGACACCUGACCCUAUGCCCCUGUCCCCGGAGCCUGGGUCCGAACCCGAGUCUGUGAACGGACCUGCUGUGGACGAGCCCCCCCCAGCACAGCCGCCAUCGCACCCGGACGCCUCAGCCACGCUGCCCCCCAAGGGCAGCCCGGAGCUGCCUGCAGCCGCCACCAUGGAGGGCUCCCUGCACCGCAAGCAGGAGAUGGAGUCCCACAGCAAGAAGGCAGCCAGCAGGUCCUGGCAGCAUGUGUACUGCGUCCUCUGCAAGGGCAACCUGGGCUUCUACAAGGACAGCAAGAGCGCCGUCAGCGGCCUGCCCUACCACGGAGAGGUGCCCAUCAGCCUGGGUGACGCCACCUGCCAGGUCGCCCACGACUACAAGAAGAAGAAGCACGUCUUCAAGCUCCGGCUGAGUGACGGAAAGGAGUUCCUCUUUCAGGCUAAAGACGAGGUUGAGAUGAGCUCCUGGAUCCAGGCCAUCGGCUCGGCCAUCCAGGCCGGGGAUGGUGGGGCGGGGGACGGCUCCCCAAUGGGCCCCAAAGUCCUGACCCGGGCCAUGACCAUGCCCCCCAUCUCCCCCAACUCGGGGGAGGCCGGCGGGGUCACCAUGCGCGGCAAGGACGGCAAGGAGCGCGACCGCGAGAAGCGCUUCAGCUUCUUCAGCAAGAAGAAAUAACCGCCGGGACCACCGAGCGGCGCACCCAACCGGUCAGAAAGGAAAGGCAAACGUGUCGCGUCAAAACAUCGUCUCUCCAUCCCGAGCCGCCUCUCCCACUCAUCCUCCAGCUCGCAGCGGGGCCCCUCGUCACUCCAUCCAGACCCGACCAAUCGUCAGCGCAUUCUUCCCCCUCUUACGUUCGGUCGACUGUUGAUUAGCCGGAUUUGAUUGGCCGAGCCGGCCGACGAUGUAUUGCUAGGUUCCAACAAACGGAAAGCGGGCGCAGUUGAGCGAGGGGGAGCUGCAAGUCCAGCAGAAAUUAGGAAACUAGGCGACAUUUUGGAUCUGCUUUCAGGCCCGAGCGCCAACUGAGCAAGUCCACUUCUGAUCCAUUCCCUGAGUCUUCUACUCCUCAAGUACAGAUCCUGCUCAAACAGUCACAGCGAGAGGAACAAGCCUGUUCCAGAAGGUGUUCACUCUAAGGGUGUCCCCUGUGCCCAGACACCUUUGUUUAAAUGGUUCCGAGGAUGAGAUAAGUCUUAUGUUAAUUUCUCCUCUCUCACUCUUCAUGUGAAAUUGCUUGAAGGACCUUAAUUUUAUCCCUUAUUGCUGUUGUUAGUAUUAUUCACGUGCCAUGAAUUUCUUUUUUUUUUUUUUUCUAAAGAAGAUUUUCAAGAAUGUGUAUGUAUAAGUAUCUUUGUUACAAAGAAAAGCGAAACAUAAAAACAACUCUGUAAACCUGUUCUUAUGGGACCAUGUUGGUCGCUGACAUCUUGUUUUUGUUUGGGUUUUUUUUUUUUUUUUUUAAACUACCCUUCUCUCAAAUUAUUUUUUUUAAAGAACAGACUACAUUUGAGGAUCUGCACAAAGUUUGUCAGAAGAGAAAUUAUUUAGUCGGAAAAAUUAUAUAUUAAUUUUUUUAAAGAUCUUGAAUUGUAUUUUAUUUUAUUAUUUGGUAAUGACUCAUUUUGUUUUUCUUUUUCUUAAAUGAGAUUCUUCCAGUUUAGCAGAGCGUUUGAAGUGGUGCAUUUUUAAGCCAUUAUCAUUUUUCUGCAUCUAAAGGCAUGAUGAUGUCAGUUCUUCCUGUUCCACAGGGACAAAAGUUGGUGGUUUGGCUAUCUUUGAAGAAGGUUUGGUUUGAGUCUGUAGGGUUUCUACUUCUCUCCUACAUUUCUUUCAGGCUAAUUUGUAUCUGUUUCUUUAUCUCUAAAACAUGAAAUUUUUCUUAGUCUUUGCCAGGGUUUAUACUGUCAAAAUCAAAAGCUAAAUAAAAGAAUGGAAAAGACAAAAUUGUGAUGCAAUAGCGGGGAAAUUUUUGUUUGGGAGAAUACAGUGAUGUUUUUACACAUGCCUAGCUGUUCAGGAUGGCAGAGAUAAUGAUUUGGAACCCUAAUUUGGAAAGAUUAACGGUUUGGUUAUGGUUUUGCUCAUAGCUUUCUCUGCAAUAUUAUAUAUACACAUAUAUAUUGAGGAAAUAUUACAGUAUGCGUUAACAUCCAUAUGUGAUAUUUUUGUCCCUAUCCUAUGCUUACAAUUUCCUCACUGUGGACCAAAUUGGGAACAAAAUUCAUCUUAAAGAUUUAUACAUUCAUAAAUUCAGAUGUUCUGUUGCUGUGAUUGUAUAGUGUGGGAUUGCUUGGGGUCAGGCUUCAGGUCAUUGCUGUGUCAUUAAUGCAGUGAGCUCGAUAAGCACAUACAAUGUACUGUGAGCCCAACAGACUGGCCUCUGCGGUCUCAGAGAAGUUCUCGCUCAUCCAUGUUGUCCUCUGAGCCGUGGAAAGGCGGUGGGUGUAACCCGUGCGGUCUCUUGUUGUCCAGAUCUGUAGAGCUUUGUUGUUCCCAGCAUGGCCCUAAAUAAUCGGUGACUGAAUCCUGAUACUGUGAAUCCAUUGGGGAGUCUCAUUAAAUGACACAGGCUGCAGCUCAUAUUCUUCCCCCUAACUUCAUUCUGCUUUCCUUAACCUCUGGAACAUGUAGCACAAAUAUUAAUGAGAGGAAAUGAAGGUUGGCUUCAUCAAAGGAAAUUAAUUCAUGGGAAGAUGAUGUUUUUUGUGUGAAGCAAUCGGAGUAAGGUCCCUGGAAUAUAAUUGGCCUCUGUAGCAUCCAAUAGGGAGGCCUUCACUUAAGUAAAAUGUACAUUUGGAGGAGUGACUGCUGAGGGUGCAACAUGAGCGUCGUCUUUGCAUGCUGGGAUUGCUUUCUUGGCUUCUCUCUACUGUGAUGUCAUCCAUGCGAUAUCCAAUAAGAAUACUCUUCUUGCGGAGCCGGUCCUGUGAAUGGCUGUUUGAGCCCGGAGGUUAGACUCGCCUGUCAAACCACACACUCCUAGCCUAGCCAGAGCAGAUUCCCACACAGAGAGGCAAUUAUGCCCUUCACACCUAGCCAGCGCUGGGUUUAGAGUUCACGCUCUGCGGUCAUGAACUCUAUAGUGGUAUACCACUGGAGUCUCCUUGGCUCGAGUCCUAAUGUACAACAGAGUUCCUUCAUCAGGAAGAUGUUUCCGCACUGCAGGGCUUGCAUCUUACACAGAUACAUCAGCUUUGUUGUUCUCUCGACAGGCCGCGCUGUUCAGGUGUGUGAAACGAGGGCGUAGAUGACCCGUUCUCCAGAUGAGACUCAAGAGGAGCCUGCCCGUGUUUCAUUUUGAUGUUGACGGGCAAAUGCGCUUCAGCCGCCACCGGCCCGGAGCGUUGUUCCUAUCCGGCAUGCAGUCUUUCUGUCGACGGCAGGCGGCAUUGGCAGACGUUGGAAACUAUUGUUAGACGCAAGAGCACUAGCACUUACAGAUGAGCUUCAGUGCGGCGUCUGCGGUUCACACACGCACACGCCCACGCAGUAGUGUGACCAUAGUGACGAUCGCCAGGCAGCAAGCGGCGCCGUUUUCUUGAUUAUAAUUUUCAAGGGUAAUCUGAGGGUUGUCUUUGAAAUUUAAGUGGUUUAUUUUUAACAAUGUUCACCAAAGGAACAAGAAAAACGAUUUUUGCGAGCAUCGGGCUGUGAGUGGACGCGCUCGUGAUCCUCAAGCAGUGCACUGUGAAGCCGGUAAAGAUGUUGGUUCCUUCUUAAAGACAAAGCCAGAUGAAAAUCUAUGUAAGGCUUGUAUUUUCUGAUCCAGUAUUAUUGUGUAUUUAGUGACCCCAACAAUCCCUCACUCCAUGUCACGUUAUAUUGUUAUACAAUAUUCUUUUUUUUUUUUUUUUGACUGAUUCUCAUUCCAAGCUAUUAAUUCCACUACUAUGAGUUAUGACAAUUAUUAUUACUACUUCAAACUACUACUACUGCAAGUUACUACUGUUACUUAUUCCUACAGAUAUUACUACUGUUCAUUUUCAGGUACGUGUCUGCAGUGCCAGACUUUUCCACAGUGUCAGCGUGGUGUGGAGCAUUUUCAUUGCAGAUAGAAUAACAUUUGUUGACUUGUGUAUCUAUACAAAAUACAAAAAAAAAACAAUAAAAUAUAAUUUAAAAGAAAA
This is a messenger RNA of Conger conger (European conger), 11178 nucleotides long. RefSeq names its product spectrin beta chain, non-erythrocytic 1-like. Gene Ontology annotation, cellular component: plasma membrane; spectrin; cell junction. Lineage: Eukaryota; Metazoa; Chordata; Actinopteri; Anguilliformes; Congridae. The transcript is spliced from 39 exons. Gene Ontology annotation, molecular function: phospholipid binding; actin filament binding; structural constituent of cytoskeleton. Gene Ontology annotation, biological process: actin cytoskeleton organization. The record is from RefSeq and is a predicted model, not a curated record. The coding region runs from base 623 to 7723 and encodes 2366 amino acids.